AUGUCCAGAGGGGUUCUGCUAAUUCUCGAAGGUCUCGAUAGAAGUGGUAAAUCCACACAAGCCAAGAGACUAGUGGAAUAUAUUAACAACUCUGGUCGAAAAGCAAUCCUUAUACCUUUCCCUGAGAGGUCGGAUCCUUUCGGACAACUCAUUGAUAAAUAUUUGAGAAAUGAGAUUGACAUAAACGAACAGGCUCUCCACUUGGCUUUCUCAGCCAAUCGCUGGCAAAUGGAGUCCAAAAUCCGCAAACAUAUCGCUGAGGGAACUGAUGUCGUGUGUGAUCGUUAUGCAUUCAGUGGAGUGGCUUAUUCUAUGGCGAAAGGCUUGGAUGAGCGUUGGGCUAAACAACCAGACAUUGGAUUGCCAAAUCCGGAUGUUGUUUUGUUUUUCCAAGUUUCUGCAGAAGUUGUUCGUCAACGAGGUGGUUUUGGAGAAGAAAGGUUGGAACGCGAAGACCUACAGAAGAGAGUUUCUGCCAUUAUGGAGACGUUGAGAAAAGACAACUGGAAAAACUUGAAUGCUGAUGGAGACAUUGAGACUGUUCAUAAGUCAAUCAUUGAUAUCUACCAGAAUCUCGACAGAUCUAAGAGUCUGAGCAGCAUAACUGAAUUAUAA
Messenger RNA from Auanema sp. JU1783, 615 nucleotides. The record is from the annotation of a GenBank genome assembly. Lineage: Eukaryota; Metazoa; Nematoda; Chromadorea; Rhabditida; Rhabditidae.